Messenger RNA from Phalaenopsis equestris, 3526 nucleotides. RefSeq names its product AP-2 complex subunit alpha-1-like. The record is from RefSeq and is a predicted model, not a curated record. Lineage: Eukaryota; Viridiplantae; Streptophyta; Magnoliopsida; Asparagales; Orchidaceae. Gene Ontology annotation, cellular component: AP-2 adaptor complex; membrane coat. Gene Ontology annotation, biological process: clathrin-dependent endocytosis; intracellular protein transport. The transcript is spliced from 28 exons. The coding region runs from base 173 to 3235 and encodes 1020 amino acids. Gene Ontology annotation, molecular function: clathrin-cargo adaptor activity.
GGAUGAUGUCUUGUUUUCUCUCUCUUCUUCCGUCAGCUCUUGCAUCGCGUUCAUUCUGCUUUCCUCUCUUCUCCGGAGAACGAUCUAUCUGGAGCGCGGGGGGAUCUAGUGCUGCGGAAGAUUGAAGCACCGGCGUCGGAUCGAUCCGCCGUGCGGGUGUGGGUUGGAUGAAAUGGGGUCGACUAUGCGCGGCCUCUCCGUGUUUAUCAGCGACAUCCGUAACUGUCAGAACAAGGAGCUGGAACGCUUACGAGUCGACAAGGAGCUCGGUCACAUUCGAACCCGCUUCAAGAACGAAAAGGGCUUGACUCCUUAUGAGAAGAAGAAGUAUGUUUGGAAAAUGCUUUAUAUCUACAUGCUUGGUUAUGAUGUGGAUUUUGGUCACAUGGAGGCAGUCUCUUUGAUAUCUGCACCAAAGUAUCCAGAGAAACAGGUGGGAUACAUUGUGACAUCUUGCUUACUCAAUGAAAACCAUGACUUUCUCAGAAUGGUUGUAAACACUGUUCGUAACGAUAUUGUUGGCCGCAAUGAAACUUUCCAAUGCUUGGCACUUACCAUGGUAGGUAAUAUUGGUGGAAGAGAAUUUGCAGAAUCUCUGGCACCCGAUGUGCAGAAACUUCUUGUUUCUAGUAGCUGUAGACCUCUUGUUCGGAAAAAGGCUGCACUUUGUCUUCUUCGCUUAUUUAGAAAGAAUCCUGACGUUGUUAAUGUAGAUGGAUGGUCGGAUCGCAUGGCACAACUUUUAGAUGAACGCGAUUUAGGUGUCUUAACUUCCUCCAUGAGCCUUCUUGUGGCACUUGUAUCAAAUAAUGCUGAUGCAUACUGGAAUUGUGUUUCAAAAUGUGUGAAGAUCCUAGAGCGUUUGGCAAAAAAUCAUGAUGUUCCGCAGGAGUACACCUAUUAUGGAAUUCCUUCUCCCUGGCUUCAGGUUAAAACAAUGAGAGCUCUCCAAUAUUUUCCUACUAUUGAAGAUCCAAAUACUAGAAGAUCCUUGUUUGAGGUUCUUCAACGCAUUUUGAUGGGGACAGAUGUUGUUAAAAAUGUCAACAAAAAUAACGCCUCACAUGCAGUUCUUUUUGAAGCCCUUGCCCUGGUUAUGCAUCUAGAUGCUGAAAGGGAGAUGAUGUCUCAAUGUGUGGCUUUGCUUGGAAAAUUUAUCUCGGUUCGAGAACCAAAUAUUCGUUAUCUUGGUCUUGAAAAUAUGACAAGGAUGCUGAUGGUCACUGACGUGCAAGAUGUAAUCAAAAGGCAUCAAGCACAGAUUAUUACUUCCUUAAAAGAUCCUGAUAUAAGCAUAAGAAGGCGAUCACUUGAUUUACUAUAUGGUAUGUGUGAUAUCACUAAUGCAAAGGAUAUUGUCGAGGAGUUAUUGCAGUAUCUCAGCACUGCAGAAUUUGCGAUGCGUGAGGAGUUGGCACUUAAGGCUGCUAUUCUGGCUGAAAAAUUUGCUCCAAAUCUAUCUUGGUAUGUUGAUGUUAUACUUCAGCUCAUUGACAAAGCAGGAGACUUUGUCAGUGAUGACAUAUGGUAUCGGGUGGUCCAAUUUGUCACAAAUAAUGAAGAUUUACAGCCAUAUGCAGCCGCGAAGGCAAGAGUUUAUCUUGACAAACCGGCUUUGCAUGAGACAAUGGUCAAGGUCGGUUCUUACCUUCUGGGGGAGUAUGGGCAUCUUUUGGCUAGAAGACCAGGCUGCAACCCCAAGGAGCUCUUUUCUGUCAUUAAUGAAAAGCUUCCCACAGUAUCGCCGCCUACUGUUGCUAUUCUGCUUUCUUCAUAUGCCAAGAUGUUAUUGCAUACUCAACCCCCUGAUCUUGAAUUGCAAGAGCAAAUUUGGACCAUAUUUAGAAAAUAUGAGAGCUAUGUUGAUGUUGAGAUACAACAAAGAGCCGUUGAAUAUUUUGCCUUAAGUAAAAAAGGAGCAGCUUUAAUGGAUGUAUUAGCUGAAAUGCCAAAAUUCCCUGAACGCCAAUCUGCGUUGCUGAGAAAGGCAGAAGAUGUUGAAGCAGACACUGCGGAGCAAAGUGCCAUAAAAUUGCGGAGUCAGCAGCAAACAUCUAGUGCCUUGGUUGUGACUGACCAACUCCCUGCAAAUGGUUCAAUCCCAGUUGGUCAGCUUAACCUUGUCAAAAUUCCUAGCCAAAACAUGGAGGCUAGCUCUUUUGAUCAAGGGAGAACUGAAGCGUAUGAUACAGUCAGCAAGGUGGAUACAGAAUCAGUUCCAUCACCAGACCUCCUUGGUGAUCUAUUGGGUCCACUGGCCAUAGAAGGUCCACCAAGUGCUCUUAUUCCAGAAAAACAAAGUCAAGGGAUAGAAGCUAAUCCCAGUUCUCCAGAUGCUUUAGCAUUAGCUCCUCUCGAUGAUCAGCCCAGCUCGGUUCAGCCUACUGUCAAUAUUGCCGAAAGGUUCAGUGCUUUGUGCUUAAAAGAUAGUGGAGUGCUGUAUGAGGAUCCCCACAUUCAGAUUGGCGUUAAGGCUGAAUGGAAAGCCUUCCAUGGCCGGCUCGUACUUUUCUUGGGUAACAAGAACACCUCUCCACUAACUUCUGUUCAAGCUUUAAUACUGCCGCCACGCCAUUUAAAACUGGAGCUUUCUCUAGUACCUGAGACAAUUCCUCCCAGAGCACAGGUACAAUGUCCACUUGAUGUUGUUAAUCUUCAAGCGAGCAGAGACGUGCCAGUGCUUGAUUUUGGUUAUAGAUUUGGAACUACGAUGGUUAAUGUUAAACUACGACUUCCAGUAGCGUUAAACAAAUUUUUACAGCCCAUUUCAGUCUCGGCGGAGGAGUUUUUUCCAUAUUGGAAAUCAAUUCCUGGACCACCCAUGAAGCUUCAGGAAGUGGUUAGGGGUGUGAAACCCUUGUCUCUUCCUGAAUUGGCAAACCUGUUCGCAAGCCUGCAUUUGGGGAUAUCUCAAGGUCUGGAUUUAAAUCCAAAUAACUUGGUGGCAAGCACGACCUUCUACUCUGAGAAUUCCCGUCCUAUUCUUUGCUUGAUUAGAGUUGAAACCGACCCUGCAGACAGAACUCAGCUACGACUAACCGUGGCAUCCGGGGAUCCUAUUUUAACAUUCGAGUUAAAGGAAAUCCUCAAGGAGUAUAUGAUCAAUAUUCCGGCAACAACUCCAGCACAAGCACCGUCACCGGUGCCGGCACCGCCGCAAGCUCCUUUACAACUAGAGCCGGCUGUGACAUCUGUUUCAAAUGACCCGGGUGCGCUGCUUGCCGCACUACUCUGAAAAACUGUUCAUGUUUUACAUUGGAUUUUUGCAUUGUCUGAGGAGAAGGUUUUAGAGAUGGUGCUGUUGAUGAUACAAUAAAGUAGGAGAUAUCCAACAAAAUGGUCCGCAAAAUUGUUAUUCUUUGGGGGGCAUUUAGAGCUUAGGCCCUGUGGGUGAGUUAUUUUCAUAUAUACAAUCUAUAUCUCUAAGGUUCAGCUGUGUCGUGUUCAUCCUUUGCAAUUGUAUUUUGAUUUCUUAAAUUUGGUUUAGAUUACAAGUCUGUAACGCUAGGGAAUGUUUUGUGCAGCU